AUGUCUGAUUUUGAUCCCAAGACGACAGAAGUCGUCAAUGAAUUUCCUCCCGUUGGUGCAAAUGGCGAGGCUCUUUUGCUGGAGCGUGACUGGACACUAGAGGAAGAAGUCAAAGCGAAAAGGAAGAUGGACUUCAUCAUCAUGCCACUCCUCACGCUGGGCUUCUUUUGCCUUCAACUUGACCGCGGGAACAUGGCCAAUGCCAUCACAGACGACUUCAUGGAGGACGUGGGCAUCACCCAAAACCAAUUCAACGUGGGCCAACAGAUGCUGUCCCUGGGCAUCGUGCUAUUCGAGAUUCCCUCCAACAUGAUUCUGUACCGGGUCGGUCCUGGCAAGUGGUUGACACUUCAACUGUUUCUAUUCGGCACCGUUAGCACGUUUCAGGCCUUCCAGAAAUCCUACGGCUCUUUCAUCGCCACGCGUUUUCUCCUGGGAAUAACAGAGUCGGGAUUCAUCCCCGGUGGUCUGUGGACCCUCUCAACUUGGUACACCCGGAAAGAAACUGCGAAGCGUGUUAUGAUAUUCUACUUUGGCAACCAAUUCGGUCAAGCAUCCGCAAAGCUCCUGGCAUAUGGCAUUCUUCACAUGCGCGGCGUUGGCGGUAAAUCAGGCUGGUUCUGGUUGUUCGUCCUGAUGGGCAGCUUUACCGUUCUCAGCGGUCUCAUUCUGGGAUUUUUCCUGCCAGACUCUUUCAAGAACCCUCGCAGCACAUUCCUGCCCAACGUCAAGAUCUUCACAGACCGAGAGAUCCAUAUUCUCAACACUCGAGUCAUGAUUGACGACCCGAUGAAGGGGAAGAAGAAGAAGCGCAUCGGUCGACUCGCGUUCAAGAAGGCUUUCUCACAUUGGAGAAUGUGGGUGCAUGUUAUCAUCACCCUGGCAAACAAUGGGCCGCAACGCGCCUUUGACACCUACGCCCCGACGAUUGUCAGAAGUUUCGGCUUCGCUGCGCUGUCGUCCAAUGCUCUUGCCUCUGUUGGUCUGUUUUUGCAGAUUCCGGUGUCGUUUUCAUUCAGUUAUGUGUCGGAUCAUUUCUCGAGGCGCGGUGAGACAGUCAUUGCUGGCCUUAGCAUGCAUCUCCUUGGGUACAUAUUCAACCGCAUCUUCACUGAAAUCGACAAUCGAGGGGUCAGGUACUUUGGUGUCGUCUGGACACAGACCUUUGGCACUUUUUCACACCCUCUGAACAUUACCUGGAUGUCGCUCACUUGCGAAGACUCGGAGGAGAGAGCCCUUGCGAUGGCCAUGGUCAUCAUGGGCGCGAAUAUCGCCGGCAUCUAUGGAGCUCAAAUCUUCCGGCAGGACGACCGUCCGCGAUAUCGCCGCGCUUUCAGUGUCAACUGUGCGGUACUGGCCGUUGGCCUGGGGCUUGCAAUUGGUCGACACAUCGACGAUUUGAUUCGUCGUCGUCGCGGCCUUCGUCGGUUCUCCGCUGUCCGCGAUAGUAACAGACAUCAGUCGGUCGAGAUCUUCGACAACGAGAAGAAUGCCGUUGCACCUCCACCCAGCGAGGAUCAGCCAGGACCAAUCCUCCUCGAGGGAGGUAAGAGGCCAGUCGUCUCCAACGGGCUGAGCGGCACCACCUGA
Messenger RNA from Fonsecaea pedrosoi CBS 271.37, 1590 nucleotides. RefSeq lists its product as uncharacterized. Gene Ontology annotation, cellular component: membrane. The transcript has 6 exons. Lineage: Eukaryota; Fungi; Ascomycota; Eurotiomycetes; Chaetothyriales; Herpotrichiellaceae. The record is from RefSeq and is a predicted model, not a curated record. Gene Ontology annotation, molecular function: transmembrane transporter activity. The coding region runs from base 1 to 1590 and encodes 529 amino acids. Gene Ontology annotation, biological process: transmembrane transport.